Acomys russatus (golden spiny mouse) is the source of this 474-nucleotide messenger RNA. It is a transcript of the gene Rpp14, whose product is annotated as ribonuclease P/MRP subunit p14. The record is from RefSeq and is a predicted model, not a curated record. NCBI's taxonomy places the organism in Eukaryota, Metazoa, Chordata, Mammalia, Rodentia, Muridae. Gene Ontology annotation, biological process: tRNA 5'-leader removal. The transcript has 5 exons. The coding region runs from base 14 to 382 and encodes 122 amino acids. Gene Ontology annotation, cellular component: ribonuclease P complex.
CUCAUGUUGGAAGAUGCCAGCUACCUCAUAUGAAAGAGUGGUUUACAAGAGCCCCUCAGAGUACCACUACAUGAAAGUCCGCCUAGAGUUUCAAGAACAAGGAGUUGAACUGAAUGCAGCACAGUUCAAACAGCUGCUUGUUUCAGCCCUGAGGGACCUGUUUGGGGAGGUAGGUGCUUCUUUGCCUGUGGACGUCCUAACCUAUGAUGAGAAGACCUUGUCAGCCAUCUUAAGGAUCUGCAGCAGUGGUCUGGUCAAAUUGUGGAGCUCUUUGACCUUGUUCGGAGCCUAUAAAAACAAGAAAUGUGCCUUCAGAGUGAUUCAGGUGUCUCCCUUUCUCCUUGCAUUGUCUGGGAAUAGCAGGGAACAAGUACUGGACUGAAUAUUCUUACAGCCCAGAGACCUCCGCGCUCAACACUCUCUUUUGCUGUCUGCAUAGUUUGAAAACAGAAGCAAGCGUCUGCUGAUGACAUC